CAAAAUCGCCGCAUUUCUAGAUUACGGCCGGGUGGCGGCGUGGCGCGGGCCGGCCGCUCCGCCCCUUCCUCCCCAUUCUGUCGCUCCGCCGCCCAAAUCCACCGUAAGAAAGGGGGCCUCCUCUCCUCACCUACUCUCUAUCUCCUCUCGAUGGCCUCGAGCUCGGGCGGCGGCGGAGGCGCCGAGGGCGGCGUUGGGGAGGGGCCGACGAUGCUGGACGAGCUGUACCAAAUCAACGUGGUGCCGGCCGAGCUGCACUUCAAGUUCCGCAAGGAGCUCCAGGGCCUCCGCGUUGGCCUCAACCUCGAGUUCUAUAACCUUGAGGUGAAUGAUUUCGAGGCGAAGAUAGUUCUUAAGCCCCUGGACUACGACCGCAAGUGGAAGUUCCAGUACAAGCCCAUCAGUGGUGACAUACAGCUGCUUUCCAAGAAGAUACCAGUUACAAAGUUUCUCAAUCUACAGGUUGGCAUUGGUCACAAUUAUCAUCUGAAUGCAACUGGAUGGAAGUGGAAGCUUUCUACUUGCCUGGGAGGAGAUGGAGUCUCUCAGAUAAGAAACAAAUCAAAAUUCAGCAUGUUCCCAGGGUUUGAUUUGAGAAUUGGAUGGAAAGCUGAAUACGUGCUUCCUGAGAUUCAUGGGGCGGUUGGCACCGGAGAACCUGCCUUCAGUAUGAACUACGGACGACUGCAAGCAUCUAUAGAUCGGAUUGAGGCUAUAGUUACUCAGUCAGAUCGGUAUUGAUCUCCUAACUCCUAUCAUGGAAGUCGAAGCAAGAGGAGUUUAUCGGCAACAGUUAUAUUUGUUUUUGAGGUUUUUGUAUCUGAUGUACAGCAAUUAGCGAACUGUUCUUUUAGGACUACUUGAGUACAUUGAGUUUCUUCAAACCCUUGCGCGGCAUUUCUUGUUUCGGAAAGCAUAAUGGAUACUGUUCAUGCUGCC
Messenger RNA from Phragmites australis (common reed), 939 nucleotides. RefSeq lists its product as uncharacterized. The coding region runs from base 151 to 741 and encodes 196 amino acids. The record is from RefSeq and is a predicted model, not a curated record. Lineage: Eukaryota; Viridiplantae; Streptophyta; Magnoliopsida; Poales; Poaceae. The transcript has 4 exons.